CUCCCGAACCUCACGACAUCGUGCCAUAACCACUCUCCCCUCCCAUCCAAACCUCGCUUCGUGCUUCCAACCGCCAAAAUGUUCCGCACUGCGCCUCGCAUGGCCGGUUUCGUGUUCCGCGAGAACCGUGUCCCCUACUACCAGCGUCUGUUCCAGAACCACGACGGCAAGCGUCAAUGGUGGAAGACCUCCCGUAGCGGUUACAUCAUGUACCCCUACCUCAUCUCCGUCUACGGCCUCGGUGCUGCCACCACCUACGCCAUGUGCCGCAUGGUCUUCGGCAAGAAGACCUGGUUCGGUGACAAAUAAAUGACACCAAAUCUCCUUUCGAUUUGGUUGCUUGUAGUUGAAGAUGCAAUGAUGGGAUUGACACAAUAUUGGCGGUGUAUUUCUAUACCGGUGGUGGAUUAGAUGGACUUUGCGGGGCACACUGAAGAUUUGGGGC
This is a messenger RNA of Penicillium brasilianum, 445 nucleotides long. The record is from the annotation of a GenBank genome assembly. NCBI's taxonomy places the organism in Eukaryota, Fungi, Ascomycota, Eurotiomycetes, Eurotiales, Aspergillaceae.